AAUUUUUUCAGAAAUACAUUGGGAUACGAGUCCAGAGUUACUGUUCAGAUGGGAAUAGGAUGCUGAAGAAGUUUUUAGAUUCUUCCCUUAAUCGUCUCUACCGCAGCAUCCUUUCAGCCGUUUCUUUAUCAACCCAAAUUGUCAAAGACAGAGAAGACAGAGAAGAUAAAAUCUCUCUCUGGCUGGAUGAAUUUUGCAGGGAAUUGGCAGAGGUGAUCAACUUGCCCAGAAGUGACCUGAAGGCCAUCGAGCAUCAGGAGGUCACAGACAUUGAGUUCCUGAGCAGUGUCAUGGCAGAAGGUCUGGCUGCUGUGAAGGACAGGAUCAAGGCAGAAUUUACUGAUGCGGACUUGAGCUCAUUUUCAAGGCAGCCUCACACCAUCCUGGCAGAGCAUUUUUCGGGGUGCUGGGAGCAGUGUCCCUUUUGUGGGGCUGUCUGCACAAACACCAUGCGGGAUCAUGAUGGAGACCAUCAGCUGGUCUUCCAUCGCCCACAGGCUUUAAGAGAAUUCACAUGGUAUAAGCCUUUUUUAUUUUUUUGGAUGUAUAAUUCACACGAAUUGGUUAUUGAUAUUUGUUCCAGUUCUGUUGCAAGUAACUGCAAAUUCAGAUUUCGUAAUGGCCCAUGGAUUCCUUUCAGAAAAUACCGUGAUGCUGGACCUCCUGUUUCCAAUUGGAGGAUUCUUCCAGAUUCAUCCAUGCAGGCGUACUGGAAAUGGUUUGUGUCUCGUUUCAGGACAGAGCUGGAAGCGUUCUGCAAUGGGAAAUUUCAGGGCAGAGGAGUAAUCCCUGAGGCUUGGCAGAGAAUUACCAAGCAGGAAGCACUGUCUGAGCUGGACAGGCUUUAGGCCACAUCCAUGGGAAGGAAGAACCACAGUGGCUUUGCAGUUUAGGAUAACUUGGUACCAGGCUCUCCACAAAAUGCAGUUACAGUAACAAUGCUCUCAAGCCCAAUGAACACGAUGGUACCCAAUUGUUCCCUAAUUUGGUGAAACAAGGCACAUUGCUGCAGCCCUCACUCAGUAACCUCCUUGCUUAAUGAGAAAGCCAGAAUCCUCCUGCCUUCUUGCCAUAAACAUUUCCCUUUGCUUUGACCUAGAGCCAAACCAAAUCUCUCAUUGGGGUAAUAGACCUCAUGGCCAAUCCUGAGCCCAAGUGCCAGGGCAAGGGCAAAGGCAGCAAUCAAAGCAUCCCCUGGCUCAGGUGCUGUGAGACAAGAAAGGACACUUCCCCAGAGGCAGUUUUCCUGCAACAAGGAGGUGUCCUGCUCAGAGAAAGGGCUGUGGGACCUGAGGCCAGCUCCAUGCUGGGCUGCUUGGCUUUUGGGUGUCAUCCUUCCCUCCCUCAUUGCAGCCUCCUGGAUCAACUGAGGCUGUUCUCCAGCAAAAGCUGUUGUGUCCCUGGGCUCAGGAAAGCAGUGACACAACCGCCCCAGGGCUCAGGCAGU
Ficedula albicollis (Collared flycatcher) is the source of this 1447-nucleotide messenger RNA. Its product is annotated as interferon-induced very large GTPase 1-like. NCBI's taxonomy places the organism in Eukaryota, Metazoa, Chordata, Aves, Passeriformes, Muscicapidae. The record is from RefSeq and is a predicted model, not a curated record. The transcript has 2 exons. Bases 60 to 848 code for a protein of 262 amino acids.